Molecule: messenger RNA, 480 nt
Organism: Styela clava
Lineage: Eukaryota; Metazoa; Chordata; Ascidiacea; Stolidobranchia; Styelidae
Source: RefSeq, a predicted model, not a curated record
UUGAAAUCACUCAAAAUGAAGAUUUUCUUGAUUGCAUGCUUGUGCUACAUGUUCGUCGCGACAGGUUACGCGAUUCAAUGCUACUAUUGUUUUGACUGCAUCGAUGCUGGAAAGCUAGUUUCUUCUCAACUUAUCAAUUGCUCAAUUUCUCAAGUUUCUUGUGAGUGGAGUUCUUCGAAGGGGAUUGUGACGCGAACAUGUGGCGGAAACUCGUCUGCUAUUACUGGCUGCAAAACAAUGACUGAUGGUAAAAGCACCGGGACAGUUUGCCUUUGCAAAGGGGAUGGAUGUAACGGAGCUGACAUCACACCUACAACCACUGCAGCAGCAACCCAUUCAAGUGCCGGAAGCAUCAAAUCAAGCAUCAUACUUGUAUCCGUUAUCAGCCUUCUCGUUGCUAAAUUUAUUAUUGUUUAGACCAGACAUAACAAAACUAAGGCGAUUGAAAGUAUUGCAUAUAAUUUAUAUUAUAGAUUAUAU